AUCUAAAGCUGCUUCUUUAAGACUAACAGGACUGUAGGUAGCGUCAGCACCAACAGACCAUACAGCAAUACAAACAUCGAUAAUGGCGUUCAUACAUCAAGCUCAGUGGCUUCCCAACUCCCGUCGGCGCAGGAACAUGAGACACAUGGUCUUCUGCCAUAGUGAAUGGGGGAAACGAAAUAACCGGAUCAAUGUAGCUGUUAGGCGGUCGUGAUCAUAUUUCGCAGAGGCAGGCAUAGAAGCACAAAACGGACGUACAAAAACAUACUCGAUGUAAAUUGAGGUCGUUCCGUCGUUGAAACGCAACGCAAGUACCGCCGCUCCUACUCCGCCUUUCGAAAGCGGACAAAGUUAUCUGAGCCAAUCAGCACUCAGCAUCACCGCCGGCCAUUGGCAGAAAAAAAAAGUUGCAAUUGCCAAAAUUUAUUCCGGUUGUGAAAUCUAAGAGCUAGACACUUUGCAUCUAAAUUGAUAGCAGGCAAAUAUGGGCAAAAAACGCCCGAACUUAGAGGCGACGAUCGAGGCAAAUCCAACAAAAAAAGUCAAAAUCCUGGAUGAGUCCGACGACGAAGUGACUGACUUGAAGAUCAAUGAGGACUUUGCGAAGCGAUUUGAGCACAACAACAAACGAAAAGAGCUACAAAAAUUGGAGGAAAAGUAUGGUAAAAAUGCAGUCAAGUUCCAAGACGAAGCAACAGACGAGUCAGAAUCUUCAUCAGAUGAAGAAGAGGAUGAUGACGGCGAGUUUGCAACUGUUGAGUUGGAUGCCGAGAUCAACGAGACCCUAAAAGCUAUCCGCAACAAAGAUCCAAGGGUAUACGACAAGACCGCUUCAUUCUAUAAAGAUUUUGAAGGAGUAGACGGGAUGAACGGGAAAGCAGAACCGAAGCAAAAGCCAAUGACAUUAAAGGAUUAUCACCGACAAAAUUUACUGGCUAAAGCCAAUGGAGAUGAAGACCUCGGGGACGAGCCAAAAACAUAUGUUCAAGAGCAGGCAGAUAUCAAGAAAGACCUCGUCAAAGCAUUGCAAGAAGCUGCAGAUGAGGCUGCUCAAUCAGAUGACGAGGAAGAAUUCUUAACCGUGAAAGAGAAACCCGCCGAAACCGUUCAGCGGGUCUUACCAGAUCCAGCAACUGCAGACAAAGACCCGGAGACAUACCUUUCCAACUUCUUCGCGGCGCGAGCGUGGGUGCCAACCAGUGAUUCGCGCUUCGCGCAUUUGGAAUCCGAUGACGAUGAAGAGGAUCGCCGAGCAGAAGAGUUUGAGACUGCUUACAAUUUGCGCUUCGAAGAUCCGGAGGUAUCAAAUCAGAAGCUUGUAUCGCAUGCUCGCGAUGUUGUGUCGCAGUUCAGUGUGCGCAGGGAGGAGAAGAGCGCCCGCAAAAAGGCGCGUGAACGAGCACAAGAAAAGAAGGCCGCCGAGAAGGCAGAACGUGAGGCGGAGAAAGCUCGGUUACGAAAGCUUAAGGUGGAACAAAUGGAAAAGAAGGUUGAAAUGAUCCGAAAAGCAGCUGGUGGUCGUGAGGUUAACAUUACAGAUUGGGCAAACGUUCUGGAAGAAGAUUGGGAUGACUCUCGUUUUGAUGAGGAAAUGCGGAAACGAUUUGGUGAUGAAUACUAUCAGCAAUCCGAUCGGGACGAUAGCUCUUCAGACGAUGAUAAAGCCGAAAGUAAGGAAGGGGAAGAAAAGGAGAAGAAGGGAAAGAAGCGAAGGCCGAAGAAGCCAACUUGGGACGAUGACAUCGAUAUCAAGGAUCUGAUCCCAGACUUUGUCGAAGACGAAAAAGUUUCGCUCUCUGAGGGUGACGAAGAAAAAGAAGUUACGGAUAAGUCAGCCAAACAACAAAAGGCUGAAAAGAAAGCAUCUAGUCGACGAGAUCGUCGCAUAAUCGAGUCUUUGGUGGAUCAGUCCCUUGCGUUGACUGACCAUCUGCCACAAGGAAAGGAUGAUGGCCUCCGCUUCACAUACCGCGAAACGUCACCGACUACAUUUGGGCUUACACCGUUGGACAUUCUCGCAGCUGACGAUGCCCAACUCAACCAGUGGGCCGGUCUCAAGAAGCUCGCGACCUUCAGAGAUCCGAAAAAGAAGGAAAAAGAUAAGAAGCGACUUUCGAAGAAGGGUAGACUCAGGGAAUGGAGAAAAGAGACCUUUGGCAGCAAAGACGGACCAAAGCUGGACGAUUGGUAUGUGGGGGGUGCUCCAGCGCAUACGGACAAGGCCAAGGAAAAUGACGGUGGCGAUGGGGUGAACAUCAAGGAUGGGACUCGCAAGAAGCGCAGGAGAAGCAAGAAGAAGGCAGGCGUUGAAGCGUGAGAUGAUGUUGAAGAUGUGGUUCGGUUCAAUUCAGCAGAUGAGAACAGAAUGAGCGGUCAACGUAGUCCUAACUUGAAAAAGAAGGGAGUGGCCCGCGAUAUCUAGCAUAUUUUGCUGAGGCAUUGGUAUAAAAUGCAUUCAUGGCUCUUCAGGCUCGUUGGAUUCAUCCUGUAUUCUUCGGGGACCAAGGUUCGUAGUUGUGGCCUCGCUUCUCGCUCUGUAUCUAGUAACCUAUGCGUACGUGCUUCUACGUAAAUUAUGCUUCCUCUGCA
Molecule: messenger RNA, 2589 nt
Organism: Verruconis gallopava
Lineage: Eukaryota; Fungi; Ascomycota; Dothideomycetes; Venturiales; Sympoventuriaceae
Exons: 2
Coding region: 485-2317 (610 amino acids)
Biological process (GO): endonucleolytic cleavage in ITS1 to separate SSU-rRNA from 5.8S rRNA and LSU-rRNA from tricistronic rRNA transcript (SSU-rRNA, 5.8S rRNA, LSU-rRNA)
Cellular component (GO): 90S preribosome; nucleolus
Source: RefSeq, a predicted model, not a curated record